UUAUAAGGACAAGAAAAGUAAGGUUAAGCUGAAACCACUGCUCAGCUUCCGAGAUGUUGCCACCCAAAUUGCAUGCGCUCUUCUGCCUCUGCAGCUGCCUCACCCUGGUUCAUCCUUUUGACUGGCAAGAUGUAAAGCCUGUUGUCCAUGGUAAACCAGAAGGUAAGAGGUACAUUUUUCAAGGUUCAAAAACAACGCCUGCAAGCUGGAAUGCUCCUGUGAGGACUGGUGAAAAAUACCCACUGGUUUUGAAUGCUCCCCUCUUUUUGUUUUGAAGGACAAUUUAUUCUGCAAUUGGCAAUGACCUGGCAUCUCAUGGGUUUAUAGUUGCUACUGUAGAACACAGAGAUGGAUCCGCCUCUGCAACGUACUAUUUCAAUGACCAGUCUGCUGCAGAAAUAGGGAACAAGACGUGGCUCUAUCUCAAAACCCCACAACAAGGGGAGAAUGAGGUGCUUCUACGAAAUUCGCAGGUGCAACAAAGAGCAAAGGAGUGUUCCCAGGCUCUCGAUGUGAUGCUUUCUAGAACACCGGUGAAGAAUGUAUUAGACUCAGAGUUCAAUAUGCAACAGCUGCAGGACUCCAUCGAUAGAGAUAAAAUAGCAGUAAUGGGACAUUCUUUUGGUGGAGCCACAGUUAUUCAGGCUCUUCACGAUGACCGGAGAUUCAGGUGCGGUAUUGCCCUGGAUGCAUGGAUGAUGCCCCUGAAUGAGGAAGUAUGUUCCAAGUUUUCUCAGCCCCUCUUUUUUAUCAACUCUGAAGAGUUCCAAUAUCCUGCUAAUAUCAUAAAAAUGAAAAAAUGCUACGCACCUGGUAAAGAAAGGAAAAUGAUCACAAUCAGGGGUUCAGUCCAUCAGAAUUUUGCUGACUUCACUUUUGCAACUGGCAAAGCAGUUGGAUACUUAUUCACAUUAAAAGGAAAAAUAGAUUCAGAAGUCGCUAUGGAUCUUACCAACAAAGCUUCAUUAGCAUUCUUACAAAAGCAUUUAGGACUUCAGAAAGAUUUUGAUAAAUGGGAUUACUUGAUUGAAGGAAAAGAUGAUCACCUUAUUCCAGGGACCAAUGUUGACACAACCAACUACCAUGGCGCUCUACAGAAUUCUACAAGUAUAGAGGAAUAGAAUUUAGAUCAAAAGUGCUUUUUAAAAUGUCUUCUUUUAAAACUGUUUGAAAGUGUGUGUGUUGUAUGGCUAUACCAUAAUAGUGACUGAAAUUUGGAUUAAAAUUUUUUUCCUUUAAAUAUAAAGGGAGACUAUUAUGUAAAAAUCAUACCAGCCUAAAUUUUACUUUUUACUAAGUGAUCCUUUUUUAGUAUCAAGUUAAUAACUUUUUACAGUACAUUAAUGAACAAGGAUAUUAAAACAGGCACAAUGCCAAUGAAAAAAUGUUGCAAGGACAUAACACUCCCUAAAAAAAUAAAAAGAUAUUUUCUUGCC
Messenger RNA from Myotis davidii, 1436 nucleotides. RefSeq names its product phospholipase A2 group VII (gene PLA2G7). The transcript is spliced from 10 exons. Lineage: Eukaryota; Metazoa; Chordata; Mammalia; Chiroptera; Vespertilionidae. The record is from RefSeq and is a predicted model, not a curated record. Gene Ontology annotation, molecular function: 1-alkyl-2-acetylglycerophosphocholine esterase activity.